Drosophila ficusphila is the source of this 438-nucleotide messenger RNA. RefSeq lists its product as uncharacterized. The record is from RefSeq and is a predicted model, not a curated record. NCBI's taxonomy places the organism in Eukaryota, Metazoa, Arthropoda, Insecta, Diptera, Drosophilidae. The transcript has 2 exons. Bases 64 to 312 code for a protein of 82 amino acids.
ACGUUUUACAGCACUAUAGCAGGCAGAAAAACUUUGAAGUUAUUAAAUCUUGUCGGAUGAGAAAUGGAGUUCCAGAAGUCCUAUAACUUUUCAACCUUUAAUUUGGGUACUGAACGCGCUACCAAGUUUUGUAUAUGCGAGCGUAAGCGCGAAAAUGUUAUCGUCUGCAAUUGCUGCAAGCAAUCUUUUGUGGGCCGCAUUUCGCAACGUUGUCCAAAACAUCCCGAAGUGACUUUUCUUAUGGAUGCGCGUAAUUGUGCUUUCUGCGGAGCCCAUGCAAAUUACUUGCAAGAAUCCGAGACUAAAAAAUAAAAUUGGAUGCUCUAAUGCCAAACAAUGAAUUCGUUGACGAAUAUUGAAGGGUUACCCCAUUAUAGAAAUACAUAAACAUUAUGUAACUGUUCCAAUAAUUUAAUAAAGAUAAAAAUUAUAAUUUAA